AUGGCGAGGGCGCCUGGCCGCGGGGACUGGGGCGCCGCCGCCGCGGCCGCCGCCGAGGACAAUGGGGAGGCGGCCGAGCGCGAGCGCCGCGCGCGGGGCCGGGGGCGCCGCCGGGGCCGCCCGCACGACUGCAGCGCGGGCGAGGAGGAGGAGGAGGAGGAGGAGGAGGAGGAGGAGGAGGAGGAGGAGGACGCGAUCCGGGAGGUGCGGAUAACGGGGGACGAGGAGGAGGAGGAGGAGGACGGAGGCGGGGGGCUGGAGGACGAGGACGAGGAGGACGACGAGGAGGAGGAGGAGGAGGAGAUGGGGCUGGACUGGGAUGAGCGCCUGGAGCCCGAGGACUCGGCCGGGGAGGAGCUGGAGCCGGAGGAGCCGGAGCCGGUCCGCAGGAUCGAUAUGGACCCGGGCGCCGCGCUGCUGGAGGAGCCCGAGGCGCCGCCGCCGCCGCCGCCGGGCCCCCGCGCGCCCCCCGGGGCCGCCCCCGAGCCCGACCCCCCCGACGGGCCGCCGCCGCCGCGCCCCGAGCGCGCCCGGCUGAGCGAGAACACGCGGCUGGCCACCCGCUACGCCGUGCGCAUCUUCCGCGAGUACCUGAGCGAGAAGGCGCACAGCCCCGACUUCGAGAGCAUGGACAAGGCGGCGCUGUGCCGCGCGCUGCGCUCCUUCUACGCCGAGGCGCGCUCCAAGAGCGGCCAGCUCUACAGCAAGUCCUCGCUCAUCAGCAUCCGCAGCUCGCUCAACCGCUACCUCAACGAGCCGCCGCACUGCCGCACGCUGGACCUCACCAAGGACCCCGAGCUGCGCGGCGCCAACCUGGCGCUGGCCGCCGUGCUGCGCCGGCUGGAGGCGCAGGGCGCGGGCCCGGUGGUGCAGAAGCAGGCCAUCACGCGCGCCGACCUGCGCCGCCUCUACGCGUCCGCCGCGCUGGCCGCCGGCACGCCCUUCGGGCUGCUCAACAAGGUCUGGUUCGAGACCUGCAUGUACUUCUGCACGCGCGGCCGCGAGAACCAGCGCGAGCUGCAGGAGGGCUCCUUCGGGCUGGCGGCCGACGAGGACGGCCGCCGCUUCGUGUACUUCCGCGCGCAGGGGCCCUACCACAAGUCGCGCUCGUCGUCCUGGGGCCGGAAGCGCGCCGAGGCGGGCGACGAGGACAGCCUGCCGCGCAUGUACGAGACGGGCACGGAGCUGUGCCCCUACGCCAGCUUCGUCAAGUACCUGGCCAAGCGCAACCCGCUGUGCCGCGCCUUCUUCCAGCGGCCGCGCGACCACUGCGGCGAGGCGGACGCCACCUGGUACGAGAACAAGGCCAUCGGCAAGAACCUGCUGGGCACGCGCAUGCAGAUGCUGUCCAAGGCGGCCAAGCUGUCCAAGACCUACACCAACCACUGCAUCGGCGCCGUGUCCAUCGCCACGCUCCACAGCAUCGCGGGCAUCGGCACCCGGCCGGGCGCGCCGGCCGCCGCGGGGCACGGCUGCUGCGCCCCCCACGCCGCCGCCCCCUGUGCCGCCGCCGAGGCGCUGAACGGGGCGGCCCGCCAGCCCGCCCACCCCCACCUCCACCUCCAGCACCCGCGCCCCCCGCCGGGCGGCCCCUACGCGCUCCCCAAGGACGGCCUGGCCGCGCCCCCCGACGUGAAGCCCGAGGCGGCGGCGGCGCCCGGGGACCCCCGCGGCCCCUCUCCGCCCAAGAGACUGUGCCUGCGGCCCCCGGAGCCCGACGCCGCGGCGGGGGCGUCCGUGAAGCGCGACCCCCUGCCGCUCCUCCCCGAGCCCAGCGGGCCCCGCGGCGCCGGCUCGCCCCCCGCGGCCCCGCCGGCCGCCGCGCCGCCCGCCCAGGACAGCCGGCCCAAUAUGUCCAGGCCCCUGAUGACCAGAUCCCCCGCGUCUCCGCUCACCAACCAAGGCAUCCCGACGCCCGCCCAGCUCACCAAGUCCAAUGCGCCCGUGCACAUCGACGUGGGCGGCCACAUGUACACCAGCAGCCUGGCCACGCUCACCAAGUACCCCGAGUCCAGGAUCGGAAGACUCUUCGACGGGACCGAGCCCAUCGUGCUGGACAGCCUCAAGCAGCACUACUUCAUCGACAGAGACGGGCAGAUGUUCAGAUAUAUCCUGAAUUUUCUACGAACGUCCAAGCUCCUCCUCCCCGACGAUUUCAAGGACUACACGCUGCUGUAUGAAGAGGCCAAGUAUUUCCAGCUGCAGCCCAUGCUGCUGGAGAUGGAGCGGUGGAAGCAGGACAGGGAGACGUGCCGCUUCUGCAGGCCCUGCGAGUGCCUCGUGGUGCGGGUGGCCCCCGACCUGGGGGAGCGGAUCACGCUCAGCGGGGACAAGUCCCUCAUCGAGGACGUGUUCCCCGAGAUCGGCGACGUGAUGUGCAACUCGGUCAGCGCGGGCUGGAACCACGACUCCUCGCACGUCAUCCGCUUCCCGCUCAACGGCUACUGCCACCUCAGCUCCGUGCAGGUGCUGGAGCGGCUGCAGCAGCGGGGCUUCGAGCUGGUGGGCUCCUGCGGGGGCGGCGUGGACUCCUCCCAGUUCAGCGAGUUCGUGCUUCGGCGGGAGCUGCGGCGGCCGGCCCGCGGGCCCUCCGUCCUCCGGAUAAAGCAGGAGCCCCUGGACUGA
This is a messenger RNA of Pipistrellus nathusii (Nathusius's pipistrelle), 2625 nucleotides long. NCBI's taxonomy places the organism in Eukaryota, Metazoa, Chordata, Mammalia, Chiroptera, Vespertilionidae. The record is from the annotation of a GenBank genome assembly.